GCAAUAUAAAAAAUUAAAAAAUGAAAGCAUAUGAUUGUGCAAGGGUUUAUGCUCAGGGAAAGUGAAAGGGAAAGGGAGUAGAAUAGAGGAGAGAAUGAAGGUGGUUGCGCUUGUAAGCGGAGGAAAAGAUAGCUGCUAUGCAAUGAUAAAAUGCAUCCACUAUGGUCAUCAGAUAGUAGCGCUUGCAAACUUGUUUCCCUCGGAUGAUUGCGUCGACGAGCUGGACAGCUACAUGUACCAAACCGUUGGGCACCAGAUCAUUGAUACUUAUCCACAAUGUAUGGGUUUGCCAUUGUUUAGGAGACGGAUACGAGGCACACCAAGGUAUAAAGAGCUUAAGUAUAUUGGAACCGAAGGGGAUGAAGUUGAAGACUUACUGAUUUUGUUGAGUGAAGUCAAAAGACAAAUUCCUGAUAUUGGAGGGGUUUCAUCAGGUGCAAUAGCUUCCAACUAUCAAAGAUCAAGGGUAGAGAAUGUUUGUUCCAGGUUGGGGCUAGUCUCUCUAGCGUUUCUCUGGAAGCAGGAACAAGGCUUACUUCUGCAAGAAAUGGUUGAAAAGGGGAUUGAGGCUAUCCUUGUAAAGGUUGCUGCCAUUGGUUUGGAUCCUAAAAGGCAUCUAGGCAGUGAUCUUGCUACCAUGCAGCCUCACCUUCUGCAUUUGAAAGAAUUAUAUGGAAUAAACGUUUGUGGAGAGGGAGGAGAGUAUGAGACUUUGACUCUUGAUUUUCCUCUGUUCAAGAAUGCCAGAAUUAUUAUUGAAAAUUUCCAAAUUGUGCUUCAUUCGUCAGAUUGUAUUGCUCCUGUUGGGAUUCUUCAUCCUUCAGCAUUUUAUUUGGAAACCAAAACAGGAAAUCUAGAUCCUGUAAUAGGUGAUGAAAAAACUCCUCUGAAUAGAUCAGAGAUGGAUUGGAUUAUUGAAGUUGAAGGAAAUGAUAUACCAAGUGAUUAUAAAUCUGAUAAUUGGUUAGAAGCGUUUCCCGUAGACCUUGAUGCUCAAUGCAAGUGGAAUUUGAUUGUGUCAAAGACUACAAAUGAAAUUCUUAGCAUUGGAUGUUGGGUGCAAAGUACUCCCAAAUCUAUGGAAGGGAUGGAUAUUCAUUUGGCCCUUGUUUUGAAAAGUGUUCAAUGUAGACUUAAAGUAGAUCAGCUUGGAUGGGAUGAUGUUCUCUACAUUCAUCUUUAUCUUUCUGAUAUGAAUCAAUUUGCAUUGGCAAAUGAUACUUAUUUGAGAUAUAUAACUGAAGAAAAUUGUCCUCAUGGUGUUCCUUCACGAUCUACAAUAGAGAUUCCUUUGGUAGAAGGUGACAUAGGAAAGGCAUUUAUUGAAGUUUUGGCAGCGAAAGACAAGACAAAAAAGGUGCUACAUGUUCAGAGUAUCUCAUGUUGGGCACCUAGCUGUAUUGGUCCAUACAGCCAGGCAACAUUGCAUAGGCAGAUUCUUUAUAUGGCUGGUCAGCUGGGGCUUGAUCCUCCUACAAUGCUGCUUGUUUCGGGAGGUGCAGGUGUACAGAUGCAGCAAGCAUUAAUUAAUUGUGAAGCAGUGGUGAAAGAAUUUGGUUGCAAGUUAGUCUCUUCUUUAAUCAGUCUUACAGUGUACUGCCCCGCCUUCCUCACAUCAUGUGAAAGAAGUGAAAUAUGCAAUACUUUAGUGAAAUAUAUGCAUAAGGAGACAACAUUGGGUGGAGAUUCCAGCAAAAUCACAAGGAAUUCUGAAAGUAAUCGACCUCCUAUUCUUUUCAUUCUUGCCGCUAUGCUGCCAAAAGGGGCAUUAGUGGAAGUCAAACCAGUUGUCUAUGUUCCUCUUUGUGAGGAUGAUCAUGAUUCUGAUGAUAAGAUUAUCGACGAUGUAAAAGGUGUUGCAGAUGCCGACAUUAAUGAGAUUGAAGGCUUUAGCUAUGUGCAAAUGACUUCUUCAUGCUGUGAAAGCUUUGAUGUAUGUGGCCAUUUAUGUGCAGCUACACUCACACUUGCAUCAGAUGCAGUAUACAAGAUCUGUACUCAAACACUUCAUGAUGUAUGUACCAUCCAAUCGAGUGAUAACAUCGAACAGAAUAAAUCAUUAACAAACAUUGCAAGAUUUUGUAUGGAUGUCCUUCAUAAAAGGUUGCAAAAGGCUUGCCUCUUUUGGGAGGAUGUCAUGAGCUUCAGAGUAUACUUCGUUUCAAAUGUAGUUCCCUUUGAUAAAUUGAAAAUGGCAUUCACAGAAGCAUCAGAAAUAUAUGGAUUUUCCAAAGAGCCAGCAUUGUUAAAAAAUGAUACUACUUUUGGAUCGCCUGUAACAAGUUUUAUCCCAGUUUUGGGUGUUGGAGGAAAUGCAGAAAUCACUGAUGUUAUAGCAUGUGAGUUGUUUGCAUCUCGUUCUUGAUGGUCCAAUGUGUUAAAUGGCAUUACAAGUUUUCUACCAGACUACAUAUUUUUACCACUUUUGUAAUAUGCCUUGGGGAUUUUCCUUUGCCUACAUACUGGCACACUCGAAGUUUUAAAUUUUUUAUAUUGCAUAUCUCAAAAUUUUGAGUCAUUUUA
Molecule: messenger RNA, 2523 nt
Organism: Cryptomeria japonica (Japanese cedar)
Lineage: Eukaryota; Viridiplantae; Streptophyta; Pinopsida; Cupressales; Cupressaceae
Product: diphthine--ammonia ligase
Exons: 12
Coding region: 95-2365 (756 amino acids)
Biological process (GO): protein histidyl modification to diphthamide
Molecular function (GO): diphthine-ammonia ligase activity
Source: RefSeq, a predicted model, not a curated record